GCAGCCAAACUGGCCAAUUAUGCAAAGUAUCAGAACUUGUGUGACUUCCUCUUCAUUGUGUUUGGGGCAGUUUUCAUGAUCACACGGCUGGUUAUAUUUCCUAUAUGGGUUUUGAACUCCACCAUGUUUGAGAGCUGGGCCAUAGUUGGGCCGUUUCCAUCCUGGUGGGUCUUCAACAUCUUGCUGCUUGUUCUCCAAGUGCUACAUAUCUUCUGGUCUUACCUCAUAUUCCGAAUAGCUUUAAAAGCCAUAAAGCGAGGGAAGACGCAGUUCAUUUCCUCCCCCUCCAGAAUGAGAGAGGGAGACCCUGUCUUUCUAUCUUUGUCCAGUGAGUCCUCCUCCUCCUCCGCUGCUUUCUUACUUCUCUGCGUCUGCUCUGUGUCGCUCGACGACUUUGCCUCUUCUCUGUGCUUGGCUGUUUGUAACGAUGUCCGUAGCGACAUAGAGAGCAGCUCAGAAGAAGAGUCCGAGAAGGCCACAGACGGCCCCAAGACUUUCCUUCAUAAGCCCAAGGGAGAAAACGGCACGAACGGCCACUGUGCUGCAGCCAAACUCCGAACACAGAACCACAGCAGCUGGUGACACGGAGCCCCCUGCAGUUCAUCUCCUUACAGCCACUCCAAGCGCUUCGUUUGUCCAAGAACGUUCCUCUGACCUGCGAGGCGUUCUCACAUAUUACACUGACGGCGUGCGCUCACACAUUCGUGUGUUUGGGAACUAAAUAUGGACGUGCAAUGACAUUGUAAAAGCUGACGUGACAUGAAAAUCAGUUCAAGGAUGUGAUUUGCCUACAUUGCCUCGUUCCAAAAUCUUGGGAUUUUAUCUUGCGCCGAGUUUGACUGCAGACAUUGGUUUCAAUGUUCUCGUCCAAUUUUAUUGAUCAGGUGAACUUGACUACGUUUGCCUUAAAGGCUUUAUUCACAGUGGAUUGCACAGAGCUGACAUACCACAGCUGAUAACACGUGCUAAAAUUAAAAGAAAAAAAAAAGGUUUUAUCUGUGAAUUUUAUCAGCUAUUAUGGGGCACAGGAGCACUGCUCUCCAGGUGACAAUAAGCAGCCCUUUGCAAUUCAUUGUGAUUUUACUCUGAUAACUUUAUUUGGCUACAUUGUGACUUGUUUUACUGUUUUUACUCCUCCUUUAAAGACCAAAAAUAUAUGAAAAUGUUUGUCACUGCCUGUAGAAGAAUCAAGGUUUGAGGACCACCAGAAAAGUCUCUUGUCACUUGAGUGCUUUGUAUAAAUGUCUUUUCAAACA
This is a messenger RNA of Austrofundulus limnaeus, 1256 nucleotides long. It is a transcript of the gene cers5, whose product is annotated as ceramide synthase 5. Gene Ontology annotation, biological process: ceramide biosynthetic process. The record is from RefSeq and is a predicted model, not a curated record. Gene Ontology annotation, molecular function: sphingosine N-acyltransferase activity; DNA binding. Lineage: Eukaryota; Metazoa; Chordata; Actinopteri; Cyprinodontiformes; Rivulidae. Gene Ontology annotation, cellular component: membrane.